AUUCGUUUAACGGACGUUUUAACUCACUGACGCGCUCGAGCACCGUAUAUUCGUCGAUAUACGCACAAUAUUCGCCUUUUAAUUACAUAUUUGAGUUAUAUAAUUUAUCAAGACUGUAAAAUAGAUCCAUUUACGUGACAUCUGUGGUAUUAUUUUCAAUACCUGUGUGUGUGUGUUUUCUUGGGUUUGAAUGGAGGAGCAGACGGUAAAUCAACUGGACAACCUGCUGCUUCAGUUAGGUAUAGAGAGUCGAGAACUUGCUCAGAGGAAUAAUGACCUCAAGCAGCAAUUACAAAUUUGUGAGUCCAACAUUCAGGAGAAGAAGGACUACAUUAAGACAACACAACUUACUAUCAGCAAACUUGAUGUGGAGAUCCAGCAAAAACAAAACACUGUCAAGUUUAUCAAAGAAAACACAAAAAAUCAACAGAGAACAGGACAUCUGUUGCUUCAGUAUGAAAAGACACUGGAAGCUGAACUAGAGAAGAGACAGGACAGCUACAAGCAAGACAUGAAAAUGUUCCAGGAGAGAAUCGAGAGCUACAGGAACGUGUUUCAGCAGUAUAAGGAUCGAUACUGUCAGAACCCACUAGCUCAGAAACUGCUGAAGGCUCAAGCUGAGAAUGAGGAAAUUGAAAGGAGAAUAAGAGCAAUAGAAGAACAAAUAAUGGAGAAGGAUAGAGAACUGACAGCAGCAAUGGGUGAGGAGGAGCCAGUCACUGAUGGUGCUGACAGUAAGUGUCCAGUCAAUGACGGCCUACAAACUGAAAGCGAAUCAUUUGAUGAAAUGGUCCCUCAUCCAGAGCCCAUAAUGCAGAGGCCUGAAGAAUACGCAGAUGAGCACAUGGGUGAUGAAGAUCCUUCUGAGGCGAAUAAGGUUAAAACUGCAGAAAGUGAAUCUCAAAUGGACACAUUUUCCCACUGCUUAUGGAAAAAGAGAGAAACUGUAGAAGAUCAAAUGCAAGAAGGCGAUCAGAGACAGUCAGAGAAGCAGGGGAAUGUGAAUGUUUCAUGUGCUUCUGAGCUCAUGGUGGAAAUAUCAGAAGAGGAGGAGGAGAAAGAUAGUUUGGAUACGACCACAGCAGAAACUCACGAGUACACAGUGACUGAGGGUCCCGUCUGCCCUCCUCCCUCACCGGCUAGAAUUAAAGCCACACCGAACACCCCGACCUUCUCCUUAAACAACAGUCCCAGAUGCUCACCUGGAGGACAGGACAUCUCAGACACCAAGUCUCCCGCUUUUGUGUUCUCCAUGAUGUCGGGUCCAAACACACCUGCGUUCUCCAAGCCAGGCUGCGACUUUGACGUGGGAUCGGCACCAGAAGAGGCAUCUCCAUUUACCUUCACAAGCUCCUAUUUCAGCAACAAGAAGUCACCAGGAUCAACUUCCAAGUUCUCAGAUUUCCUGUUUGAUGAAGCCGAGAGUCGUCAGGAGGAGUUUUCCUUCUCGUUCGGGAUGGAAAGCCCUCAGAAGAGCUCAUCCACACAGGACACUUCAGGACCUGGUGAUUCAUUCCCCUUUUCAUUCAGCUUUGGGAAAUUAUAACUUCAUAAACAUAAACUUCAGAGAUGUGUUCAAAUGUCUGUUGACGUUACAUUCUAUACUAUAGGCAAUAUUUACUGCAGAUUUUGUUCACUGCUGCAAUUUUUGUUUGCUCAACAUGAUUCAAAAUAACUUAUUCACAGAGAUCAUUUCAAUAUAUGCUUAUACUUCAAUGCAUGCAUUAUAACUAAUUAAUAGAAAAUAACAUGUUUGCAUAUUCUUCUCAUUAAAUGUAUUUGUUACUGAAAAUAUAACACUGAAAAAGUCUA
Molecule: messenger RNA, 1812 nt
Organism: Pimephales promelas (fathead minnow)
Lineage: Eukaryota; Metazoa; Chordata; Actinopteri; Cypriniformes; Leuciscidae
Biological process (GO): homologous chromosome pairing at meiosis; oogenesis; spermatogenesis
Cellular component (GO): central element
Source: RefSeq, a predicted model, not a curated record